AGCCCAGUGUACACGGCAAUAUCACCCUCCGUGAUCUCCGGAUCAUCAAGUUCCUGCCCUGGAAAAUUACGUAGAAUUCAAGAUGUCUGAAGAGGAGGCCUCUGAGGAUCUGCCUGUCUCUAUGCAGCUGCACAGGGCUAACUUUGGCCUGAGUGAUUGUCUGUCAUGGCUGUGUUCAAGUUCGCUGUGGGUCUGCUGGCCCUGCUGCUGGUGUCUGCCUGGGCUGAGGAGGUGGAGACUGACGUCUCUGAAGAGGAGAAUCUUUCUGUGUCUGAGAUUCUUUACAGAGCCAACUUUGGCAUAGCACAUGAUGAUGAUGAGCCCCAGCUGCUGGAUGACAUCGCCGUGGACAACGAGAAUGACAGGAACGCUGACCCUUGCACCUCUCGUGGCUGCAUGUGGCCAAAGUCCAGUGAUAGGAAAGUCUACGUGCCCUACUAUAUCAGCAACGACUUCUCUGCCCGUGAGAAGUCCAUCAUCCAGCGCGGCCUGGACUCCUUCGCCUCCUCCACCUGCAUCCGCUUCAAGGCCCGCAGAUCUGAGAGGGACUACAUUGGCAUCUACUCCAAGAACGGGUGCUACUCCUACAUUGGCCGUCGCGGUGGCCAGCAGGUUGUGUCUCUGAGCCGUAGGGGUUGUCUGUACCACAACACUGUCCAGCACGAGCUGCUGCACGCUCUGGGCUUCAACCACGAGCAGACCCGCAGCGACCGUGACAACCACAUCCGUGUCGUCUGGGAGAACGUCAUUGAAGACAUGAAGCACAACUUCAACAAGAAGAACACCCUCAACCAGGGAACUCCCUAUGAUUACAACUCCGUCAUGCAGUACCACAAGACGGCUUUCUCCAAGAACAACCGGCCCACCAUGGUCCCCAUCCCCAACAGCAACGUUGCGAUUGGCAAGGCUGGCCAGAUGAGCAAGAACGACCUUCUCAGACUAAACAGGCUGUACAAGUGCUAAACAAAAGGACAACCACAUAGCCUGAGGAACCUGUGAUGAGAAGUCAGAUAUGACUCCCGGAUUCACACAGAGCAUGAUGAACUGGAUUUGGGUUCCUCUGUCUCAUAUGUCUCACCAGUCUCAAAAUAAAUCACAAGAAAUAUAA
Molecule: messenger RNA, 1108 nt
Organism: Clupea harengus (Atlantic herring)
Lineage: Eukaryota; Metazoa; Chordata; Actinopteri; Clupeiformes; Clupeidae
Product: low choriolytic enzyme-like
Exons: 11
Coding region: 166-963 (265 amino acids)
Biological process (GO): proteolysis
Molecular function (GO): metalloendopeptidase activity; zinc ion binding
Source: RefSeq, a predicted model, not a curated record